This is a messenger RNA of Pundamilia nyererei, 2708 nucleotides long. RefSeq names its product sterile alpha motif domain containing 8 (gene samd8b). Lineage: Eukaryota; Metazoa; Chordata; Actinopteri; Cichliformes; Cichlidae. Bases 194 to 1420 code for a protein of 408 amino acids. The record is from RefSeq and is a predicted model, not a curated record. Gene Ontology annotation, biological process: ceramide biosynthetic process. Gene Ontology annotation, cellular component: endoplasmic reticulum membrane; plasma membrane; Golgi membrane. The transcript is spliced from 6 exons. Gene Ontology annotation, molecular function: protein binding; sphingomyelin synthase activity; ceramide cholinephosphotransferase activity.
UGUGUUGUCAACAGGACUCCUAGCUAGCGCAAAGCCUGGGCGUAAUGAUGUCCAGCAAACUCGUGUCACUAAAGCAAAUGCUAAUAAGAUUUCUUCUGAUUCUUGUGAGAUGUCACUUCGUUAGUUAGCCGGAGAGAUAUAUUCUGUGUCAUCUUCUGUUACAUCUCAGAGCUGCCUUUGGUGUCAGGAGGAAAUGACCCAGCUGAGUGUCCGUCGUUGGACACCUAAGCACGUUGCCAAGUGGUUGAAGGAAGAGGGCUUCUGCGACUAUGUGGACCUGCUGUGCAACAAGCACCGGCUGGAUGGCACCAGUCUGCUUGCCCUCAGUGAGUACGACCUCCGCUCGCCGCCACUGGAGCUCAAGGUGCUGGGGGACAUCAAGCGGCUAAUGGUCUCCAUUCGGAAACUUCAGAAACAGAACAUUGAUUUAUUGGAGGAGCUGGGUCUUCCCUAUGAUGGCCACUCUCCCACCGGUUCCGGAGGCAGUUUGGACUGGUUGUGUAACGGAGACCCGGGGAGAGACUGCGACAGCACUGACACAGCACCAGUGGGAGAGGAGUAUCACCAGUACACUAAUGGAAAGUACAAGCAGCAGAUCCGGCGCCUCGAUCCCGAGUACUGGAAGACGGUGCUUAGCUCUGUCUAUGUGGUGUUCGUGUUUGGGUUUACAUCCUUCGUCAUGGUCAUCGUGCACGAGAGGGUCCCUGACAUGCGCACAUACCCUCCGCUCCCAGAUAUUUUUCUAGACAGUGUGCCUAGAAUACCCUGGGCAUUCGCCAUGGCCGAGGCAUGUGGAGUGAUCCUCUGUAACAUCUGGAUGCUGGUUCUGCUGCUCCAUAAACACAGGUCCAUUCUCUUGCGGCGGAUGUGCAGCCUCAUGGGGACGGUGUUCAUGCUGCGCUGUAUCACCAUGUUUGUCACUUCCCUGUCUGUUCCAGGACAGCACCUGCAGUGUUCAGGAAAGAUGUACGGCGACAUGUGGGCCAAACUACAGCGAGCUGUGGCCAUCUGGAGCGGUUUUGGGAUGACACUGACAGGGGUUCACACAUGUGGCGACUACAUGUUCAGUGGCCACACUGUGGUCCUUACCAUGCUCAACUUCUUUGUCACAGAAUACACUCCAAGAAGUUGGAAUUUUAUCCACACUUUGUCCUGGGUGCUCAACCUCUUCGGCAUCUUCUUCAUCCUGGCUGCGCAUGAACACUACUCCAUUGACGUGUUCAUAGCCUUCUACAUCACUACCAGACUCUUCCUGUACUACCACACCCUAGCUAACACUCGGGCCUACCAGCAGAGCCGGAGAGCUCGCAUCUGGUUCCCCAUGUUCUCCUUCUUUGAGUGCAAUGUCAACGGGCCGGUCCCCAACGAGUACUGCUGGCCUUUUUCUAGACCUGCUGUGCUAAAGAGGCUGAUCGGAUAAUAAGCAGCCUGCAGCAGUACUGUUAGACACAGACAGUGUUCUUUCGUCUGCUUUGUCAAGUUGCCAACUGAGGCGGUGUGCGAAAAAGACGCCUAAUAUGAGCCGCACAAGGCCUGAUGGAAUACACAGAGCCAUAUCCUUUUAAAUUUUAGGAUUUAGCUCCUAACCUGCUUUUAUUGUCUCUUUUUAAACAAAAAAACCUGCAGAGUUUCUAAAAAGCCCCAUCCCAGUUUGAUUUUACAAUACAAUGACAUCUGUUACAGACUGUUUGGAUAGCAAGAAAAUUAUGAAAUAAAUUCUCAUUUAAAAAUGCAUCUAAACCUUUACAGGAAACUGUGCAAUUAAGCUAUCUGGAUCUGGAUUCUUGAGUUUUUCCUCAUAUCCCACAUUUGAGUUCUAAAAAACGAUGUAUGUAUGUAUCUGUAUGGACCACUGUUAAAGCAAUAUGUAUAGAUUCAUAUUAUGUUAUAUAGAAAAACAUCAUUUGUCAUCAUGUUUGUUCAAUCUUCUGCAUUCCUUUAUAACACGCUGACAUUUUGACAGCAUUACUAAAGACUGAAACAGAAAUUCAUGGCUCCUUUUCAGAUAAACGACAUACACCGAAUCUUGUGUCUUUACUCAUGACAUCGCCUGCUAUUUCCUAGAAAAUAUGCAUUUAAGGAAAUGACAUUAUCAGCCAAAAAAGUUAGAAUAAAGUUUUAUCCAGCUGUCUUAAACAUAGUUCCAUUUGCCAAUUACCUGGAGUGUUACUGUGAUACAUUUCUCUGUGAAGAAUUAUUCCAAACUGCUCAUGUUUACUGUUGAAUAUAUGUAUAGGUUUUUUAAGAAGUCCACAUUCAGUGUAAACUACUAGACUUAGACCAAGUGCAACAACCUUUUCUUGAUAUUAAUUCUUUGAUGUUAAUAUGUAGUAAACAGAUGCUGAAAUUUGUAUUUGUUUAGAUUAAUUUAUUCCAUUUUAUAAAUGUCAAUAGGUAUUUUUAUAUUCUGUGUACAAGGUUGCAGCAAUGUGCACAUAGAGAAUUAUGUUUACAGUUGCUUCAAACUCUGUAUUCGUUGGAAACACGUGUUAUUUAAUUUACAUAUUCCAGCUUGUCCUGUACAUUUCAUUGAGAGAAUCGUAAAAGAUCAUCGUCAUUGCAGCAUGUUAGAAACAUGACUCUGAGUGGAGUUAACAGUCUUAACACAUCCCUUCACUGAAGAAGUAGGAUGUGUUUAUGUGCUACUGUAGAGCCAUUAAACUUCUUGUCCCGACAGUCAUUUCCAUCAAUAAAGAGCUGAAACAGGA